AUGUACUCCAGGUGUGGCAGCUUAGAGGGUUUCAGGAAGGUGCAGAUGGCUGUUUCAUGGCAGGAUCAGGUGUCGCUCAAUUCUGUAAUCUCGGGGCUCUCCUCUUUGGGACUUGGCAACGAGGCAUUUGAGCAGUUCUUGGAGAUGAGAAGGCAUGGUGCCGACACAGACUUGUUCACCUUUGCCAGCAUGCUAAAGGCUAUAGGGAGCUCAUCCUCACUGCCGGAGGGAAGACAAGUCCAUGCUCUGAUUCUCAAUACUGGACACGAUUCCGAUGUCAAUGUCCAGAACGGCUUGAUUUCCAUGUAUGCUAGACGUGGCGAGAUAGGGGAAUCCCAGAAUGUUUUCGCUUCGGUGCAGGCCCCUGGCCUGAUCUCCUGGAGCUCGCUCCUGUCAGGGUAUGCCCAACAUGGGUGUGGCAAAGAGGCGGUCGAGGUUUUUGAGCAGAUGAGGAGACUGAAUGUCCACCUGGACCACACAACCUUCUUACUUGUGCUCACAGCUUGCAGCCACACCGGUCUUGUCGAUCAAGGCUUAGAGUACUUCAACCUGAUGAGAACAGACGGGUUCCUUGCGGGAGCAUGGCAAGAGCAGUACGCGUGCGUCGUCGACCUCCUCGCUCGAGCAGGCCGUCUCCGAGAAGCCGAGUUUCUGGUCACCGACAUGCCUAUAGAGACCAGUGUCUCGGUAUACCGUUCUCUGCUUAGUGCCUGCCAGAUCCAUGGCAACCUCGAGAUCGCUGUCCGGGUGUCGGCGCGCCUGAUCGAGCUCUGCCCUGACGAUGCAUCUGGUCAUUGGGGUAGUGCUGCUGAGGUCAGGGAGUCCAUGGCUGGGAAAGCGAUAGUGAAGAACCCUGCUUGGAGCUGCGUCGAGGACCAGAUGUAG
This is a messenger RNA of Lolium perenne, 885 nucleotides long. RefSeq names its product pentatricopeptide repeat-containing protein At4g13650-like. Lineage: Eukaryota; Viridiplantae; Streptophyta; Magnoliopsida; Poales; Poaceae. Gene Ontology annotation, molecular function: RNA binding; protein binding. The record is from RefSeq and is a predicted model, not a curated record. Gene Ontology annotation, biological process: RNA modification.